CACUAUUUCAGAUUAACAUCAAAAUGCCUUCACGUCGCUAUAAAGACGACUGUAUAAUUUUCGACGAUGAUUAUCCAGGAUAUUUCGCCAACAACUACAUGCUACCAGCACGCUAUGAAAAGUACAUCGAAAGCAUUAUCGUACCACACGGAAUGGUUUUGGAUCGUCUCAAUAAAAUGGCUUCUGAUAUUCUCGACGCUUAUGAAUGCAUGAACACACGCUCAAUUCAUAUCAUAUGCAUCUUGAAGGGUGGUUUCAAAUUCGCCUCUGAUCUAUUCGAAACAUUGCAAACAUUUAUCACAUCGAGGAAGAAAGAUAUCAAUGUGUAUAUUGACUUCAUCUCAGCUAGUACUUAUGUUAAUGAUUCUGUUGGUGAUGGGACAAAAUUAAAUGCCUGUACAGAUAUGGAGAAAUUUCGAAAUAAGAAUGUUCUCAUUGUCGAGGAUCUCGUUGAUACGGGAACAAGUCUUACUAAAAUCGAAGAAUUUGUCCGUCAAUAUAAUCCACUCUCGUUACACACAGCUUGUCUGUUACUGAAAAGAAGACCUGACUGUGCUGGAUACAUAGCAGACUGUAUAUGA
This is a messenger RNA of Trichobilharzia regenti, 581 nucleotides long. Lineage: Eukaryota; Metazoa; Platyhelminthes; Trematoda; Strigeidida; Schistosomatidae. The record is from the annotation of a GenBank genome assembly.